Messenger RNA from Colletotrichum lupini, 264 nucleotides. RefSeq lists its product as uncharacterized. The transcript has a single exon. The record is from RefSeq and is a predicted model, not a curated record. The coding region runs from base 1 to 264 and encodes 87 amino acids. NCBI's taxonomy places the organism in Eukaryota, Fungi, Ascomycota, Sordariomycetes, Glomerellales, Glomerellaceae.
AUGUGCAACUACAUCCUCAACGUCACCAAGUGCCGCCAGUGCGGCCGCACUAUCAGCUCGUCCCAGUCCGACUUCGUCUACUGCCCGUCAUACAGAAACGGCAUUAGAUGCCAGACCAUUCAGCGCGACUGCCGCACUCAACUGGUCUGCUGCUCUAGUUGCCAGAGGGCCUACCACCUUGAACCUACUGUCAAUGGCUCUAAUAUAUUCGCUGAUAAGGAGUAUGGUUCCGACUCUGAGGAUGGCUUUGCUCCAUCUCAGUAG